AUAUCGGAGAAUGAAAUGAUAGUUGAGUGAACGAAGUGAAGUUGUCCUCAGUCAAAAAAGGAAAUGCAUCAAUUCUCUGAUUCUGAUACACCUGAUUCUGAUGAUGGACGUCGUUUUAAGACGGAAUCAACCCGUCCGAAAAAAGACGUUUCAGAAAGGCAAUAUAGAAGAUAUCGAUCACCUUCGCCCUGUAGAAGAAAUCAUCCGGAAAAACGAAGAAAAUCGCGUUCGAGAAGUCCAAAUCGAUACGACAGAAGUAAACGAAGAAGCGACGAACGUUAUAGAGAUGAAUCCAGAAGAUAUUCAAGGUAUGAUGAAGAUAAAGAUGAAAGAAAACGACGAGAAAGCAAAGAAAACAGUGUAAAUAAAGAUAAAAGAGAUUCUGGGGAAAAAGAUAAAAAUGAUUCUUCAAAUUAUACCAAAAGGACUGAUUUAAUAAGAAAAGAGGAUGAAGGAAAAAAAAGUUAUGCCCAAAAAGAUGAUUCUAAAAAGAUUUUGAAUAAUGAAAAUGAAAUGAUUGAGGAAAAAAGUUAUGGUCCAACUUUACCAUCAAAAAAAUCGAAUGAUUUCAAAGAAUCAGAAAUUACAGAAAAAAAUGAUUUAAAAAGUUAUGGGCCAUCUUUACCUCAAAACCUCCUCAAUACCAAAUCUGAUUCUGAAGAAUCUUAUGGACCAUCAUUACCUCCAGCAUCAUCAUCUAAAACCCAAUCUGAACCCACUGAAAAAAUAAUCGGACCAAGUUUACCAGAACAUUUAAGAGAAAAAUUAGCAAAAGCCAGUGAAAAUGUAGAAAUAAACCAAAAUAAUGAAAAUGAUAUUAAAUCCGAAAAUGAAUAUGACAUAAAAUCCGAUGAUGAUGAUGAUGAUAACGACGAAAUAAUUGGACCCUUACCUCCAAAUAUGUUACCAACACUAUCUCAAAUAGAACUUGAAGAACGCGCACUACAAAUUAAAAUAAAUAAUUUAACUGCGAAAACAAACGAGACAAAACGCGAAGAAUGGAUGAUGGAAUUACCAGAAGUGAAAGCGAUUGGUUUGGGGUUAGGUCCAAGACAAUUUCGAGCAAAUCCUCGCCCGGAUAUGUCUGAUAGAUCAUCAUGGACUGAUACUCCAAAAGAUAAAUUAAACAAACAAUCGUCAUCAAAUCCUGAAAGAGAUUUAAAAAAAGAAGCUGAAUACAAAGAGGUGAAACGAAGAGAUGAAGAACAAGAAAAGAUAAUUAAGAAACAUAAAAAAUCGUCGAAAAGAGAUGAAAAAAGUUUGUUGGAAAUGCAUCAAUCGAAGAUGGAGAAGAAAAAAGGUGAACCAGUUGAACGAAGGCCGUUUAAUAGAGAAAUUGAUUUAAAAGUGAAUCGUUUUGAUGAAGCCCAAAAGAAAGCGAUUUUGAAGAAAGCGCAGCUUUUAGAUGAUCGAUUCUCUAGUGGGCAAGCGAAAUAUUUAUGACGUUUUAGUAAAGAUUUAGGAUAUUAUUUCGAUUUUAUUUUUGUAAAUAGAUAAUCACAAAACAA
This is a messenger RNA of Onthophagus taurus, 1508 nucleotides long. RefSeq names its product GPALPP motifs-containing protein 1. NCBI's taxonomy places the organism in Eukaryota, Metazoa, Arthropoda, Insecta, Coleoptera, Scarabaeidae. The record is from RefSeq and is a predicted model, not a curated record.